Messenger RNA from Soboliphyme baturini, 345 nucleotides. The record is from the annotation of a GenBank genome assembly. NCBI's taxonomy places the organism in Eukaryota, Metazoa, Nematoda, Enoplea, Dioctophymatida, Soboliphymatidae.
AUGCAGUUCACGCACAAGACCGGGAUACUCCAGGUUAACUACAGCGAUCGGCUGGUGACGCUUCUGCGAGACGUUCGACAGCUGCAGGGGCUUGGCUACAACAUCCCGUCAAAAAUUCAAACCUGCUUCGAACUUGGUCAAAAGUUUUACAAGCAAGCGAUUACCCUUAAACAAGUAAUGCCUGUUGCUCAUUUACGCCAUCAGCGUACGUUCUUAUUUGCUUUGUCACACAGUGAAUUUCUUUGGUUGAUCUGCUUAAAAUUUAAACCGUUCAACCUACAAGUCUGUCGCAUAUGUUCAGCAACAGUUCGCUACAGGUCCCUAUGUCUCAUACAUAAUAUCUAG